AGAAUGGAAGAGACCAAAUCAACCGAAUUAGGUACUGUGCACACCACUAGUAGCGGUGCUCCGGUAGGAGAUAACCAGAAUUCAAUGACUGCUGGAGCAAGAGGCCCAACCUUGUUGCAAGAUUUCACCUUAAUCGACAAAUUAGCUGCAUUCGAUAGAGAAGAAAUCCCAGAAAGAAUUGUUCACGCUAAAGGUGCUGCCGCCCAUGGUGUCUUCGAAGUUACCAACGACCUCACCAAGUAUACUAAGGCUGCUUUCCUUAACACUAUUGGAAAGAAAACUCCAGUUUUUCUCAGAUUCUCAACUGUCGGAGGAGAAAGAGGUAGUGCAGAUACUGAAAGAGAUCCAAGAGGAUUCGCUAUUAAGUUCUACACUGAAGAAGGAAACUAUGACAUGGUUGGUAACAAUACUCCAGUCUUCUUUAUCAGGGAUGCCAUAAAGUUCCCAGAAUUUAUCCAUACCCAGAAGAGAUGCCCAAUCUCUGGACUUAAAGAUCCAAACAUGGCAUGGGACUUCUGGACAAAGCACACUGAAUCACUUCAUCAAGUAAUGAUUCUUUUCUCAAACAGAGGAACUCCAAAUGGUUACAGAAGAAUGAACGGAUACUCUUCUCACGCCUUCAAGUGGGUCAACGAAGAAGGAGAAUCAUUCUACGUUCAAUAUCACUUCAAGACUGAUCAGGGAGUUAAAAACUUCACUGCUGAGGAAGCACAUCAGAUGAAGGCUGAUAACCCAGACUAUGCCACUCAAGAUCUCUUCCAACACAUUGAUAAAGGAGAGUUCCCAAGUUGGACUUUCAAGGUACAAAUUAUGCCAGAAGCUGAUGCUGCCAAGUACAAGUGGGACGUUCUCGAUAUCACUAAAGUUUGGCCUCAUGAAGAUUAUCCCCUCAUUGAAGUUGGAAAACUCACUUUGAACAGAAAUCCCAAGAAUUACUUCGCUGAGACUGAGCAAUCCGCUUUCUCUCCAAGUCACCUAGUUCCAGGAAUUGAAGCUUCAAAUGAUAAAAUGCUUCAAGGAAGACUCUUCUCUUACCCAGAUACCCACAGACACAGAUUAGGUCCAAACUAUCACACCAUCCCAAUCAACUGUCCAUACAGAGUCCAGACCAGAGAUUACUUCCUUGCAGGAAUUCAUGCUGACGAGCAUGAGGGUACCGCUAAGAUUCCAUACCAAGGAAAAUUCAACGAUGCUCCAAAGGAAUGCCCAGAACAUGAGACUAAGAAGUACAAGGUUGAAGGAGAAGCUGGAAGAUACGACCAAUCUGUCCAUCCUAACUCAGACUUUGAGCAGCCAGCCGCUCUUUAUAAUAAGGUUAUGCCUGAAAUGGAGAAGCUCGCUUUGGUUGAGAAUCUUGCAGGACAUAUUGGAGCAUGCAGAGAGGAGAUCCAACUUGCUGCCCUUGAAGCAUGGGCUCUUGUUGAUGAGAAACUCUCCAAGAGAAUCAGAGCUACUAUCAACAAGUCUUGCCCAACCUGUUAGGUAAAUUUCAUAAUUACCUA
This is a messenger RNA of Moneuplotes crassus, 1502 nucleotides long. The record is from the annotation of a GenBank genome assembly. NCBI's taxonomy places the organism in Eukaryota, Ciliophora, Spirotrichea, Euplotida, Euplotidae.